Messenger RNA from Puccinia triticina, 297 nucleotides. RefSeq lists its product as uncharacterized. Gene Ontology annotation, cellular component: U1 snRNP; U5 snRNP; U2 snRNP. The transcript is spliced from 4 exons. Bases 1 to 297 code for a protein of 98 amino acids. The record is from RefSeq and is a predicted model, not a curated record. Lineage: Eukaryota; Fungi; Basidiomycota; Pucciniomycetes; Pucciniales; Pucciniaceae. Gene Ontology annotation, biological process: spliceosomal snRNP assembly; mRNA splicing, via spliceosome. Gene Ontology annotation, molecular function: RNA binding.
AUGUCAGGUCGCCAGCAACGGGUGAUGGUCCAACCCAUCAAUGUCAUCUUCAAACAUCUCCAGGCCGGUCAAUUGGUCCACAUCUGGUUAUACGACAACACCGAAUUCAGACUGGAAGGAAAGAUCAUCGGCUUUGACGAAUUCAUGAACGUAGUGCUUGAUAACGCAUCAGAAGUAUGGGUCAAGUCGAAAAAAGGAACACCGCACCGAGAAGCAGUUGAGAAGGGAGCACGAGUAUCACUAGGUCGAUUGCUACUGAAGGGAGAAAACAUUACUCUGAUCGAAGCGUUGAAAUAA